Molecule: messenger RNA, 3834 nt
Organism: Auanema sp. JU1783
Lineage: Eukaryota; Metazoa; Nematoda; Chromadorea; Rhabditida; Rhabditidae
Source: the annotation of a GenBank genome assembly
AUGAAAAAAGCCCGCAAUGUGACUUCCGACGAUAUUACUGGUGCUGGAGCAGGAAAGACUGCCUCCAACACCUCUCCUGAUACCUUUGGAGGCCGACAGGUCUCAGGAAAAGAAUUCGGAUGCUCGUUAGCACAACUCCGCAGCCUCAUGGAGGCACGUGGGGCAGAAGCCAUCGUUAGGCUUGCUAAUGAACAUAAUGGUGUAGAGGGUUUGUGCGAUAAGCUUCAAGUUGAUCCUGUGCAAGGUUUAUCAAGCUCUUCCAAUAGCUUAGAACGCCGUCGUGCUGCUUUUGGGGCGAACACUAUUCCGCCAGCGAAAAGUAAGAGCUUCGCGAGACUUGUGUUUGACGCUUGCCGGGACCCUACCUUGAUCAUCUUGGUUGUGGCUGGAUUUAUUAAUCUAGCUUUGUCUUUCUAUGAUCCCGAACAUCUGGAAGAUAGUCCACCUAUCAGUAAUGCAACCGAUCUGAUUGUCAAUGCUACUCUCGCCUUUAUCGCUUCUACUACCGAGGCACCAAGUGACGGUCAUGGAACUGCCUGGAUUGAAGGUGUGGCUAUCCUUAUUUGUGUGGUUAUCGUCGUGCUUGUAACUGCUGUUAAUGAUUACUCGAAAGAAAGACAAUUUCGUAGUCUUCAGGAAAAAAUUGAAACUGGCCAGAAGUUUUCGGUCAUUCGUGAUAACGAAGCAAAGGAUGUACCAGUAUCUGAUUUGGUCGUUGGAGAUAUAAUUCGUGUCAAGUAUGGAGAUCUUCUUCCUGCUGAUGGUUUCCUUCUCCAAUCCAAUGAUCUUAAGAUUGAUGAGUCUUCGCUCACUGGUGAGUCCGAUCACAUCAAAAAAAGUGUCGAAAGCGAUCCAGUACUCCUUUCUGGUACUUAUGCUAUGGAGGGAUCUGGAAAAAUGCUCGUCACCGCUGUUGGUGUUAACUCACAAACUGGUAUCAUCAUGAUGCUUUUGGGUGCUGGAAAAGCUGGUGCUGGAAUUGAUGACGAUUCCACCUCAACGUCUUCUUCUUCAUCGUCUUCCAGCUCCUCAUCAUCCUCGAGCUCAUCCUCUGAUGGUUCUUCUUCAUCUGGAAGUAGCAAGAGUAGCGACGAUGAUGACGGUUUAUCAGCCAAAUCUGUGCUGCAAUCCAAACUUGCUAAGCUCGCUCUCCAAAUUAUUUAUUGCGGAACAACAGUUGCUACUGUUGCUCUUAUAGUAUUAGUGACUCGUUUCUGUAUUGAACAUUACGUUGUAAAUGAAAAACACUUCUCAUUCGCUGAUAUUCAAAUGUUUGUUAAAUUCUUCAUUAUUGCUGUCACCAUAUUAGUUAUCUCGAUUCCUGAAGGAUUACCUUUAGCUAUCGCACUAGCACUCACAUAUUCCGUCAGAAAAAUGAUGUUUGAUAAUAACCUUGUAAGACAUCUGGAUGCCUGUGAGACAAUGGGUAACGCAACUUCUAUUUGCUCUGAUAAAACUGGUACUCUAACCACGAACAGAAUGACAGUUGUGGACUCUUAUAUCAAUGGAAAUCACUAUGAAGGUCAAGUCAAUCAGCCUAAUGGUUCUGCUCUACCUGGAAACACUGGUGCAUUGUUAAUGGAAGCACUUGCUAUUAACAGUGCAUAUAAUUCAAUGAUUGUUGAGCCAACUAAACCUGGAGAAGCGAUGCAACAACUCGGAAAUAAAACCGAAUGUGGUUUGCUCGGCUUUGUCAACAAACUUGGAGGUGACUAUGCUGCUAUCCGACGUAAAUUCCCUGAGGAAGACCUAUUCAAAGUUUAUACUUUCAACUCUUCCCGUAAAAGUAUGAUGACAGUUAUCCGACUGACAGAAAAUGGUCGUGAUAUUGGAUAUCGUGUUUACCAAAAGGGAGCUAGUGAAAUAGUUCUUGGAAGAAGUUCUUACAUGAUCGGUUCCGAUGGAAAAGCUCACAUCUUUGGUUCUGACCGCUUGAAAGAAAUUAAUGCUACCAUUAUCUCUCACAUGGCGAAUAAUGGUCUACGUACUAUUUGCAUCGGAUAUAAAGAUUUGAUUAGGAAGGAUGUCCGUGCUGCAGAACCAACCGAGGUCCAAUUUGAAAAUGAUUCGGACAUAGAUUGGAGUGAUGAAGAUACCAUGAACAAAAGCUUUGUUGCUAUUGCUAUCUGCGGUAUUCAAGAUCCUGUACGUCCUGAAGUACCAGCUGCCAUUGAAAAAUGUAAAAAAGCUGGAAUAACUGUUCGAAUGGUUACUGGUGAUAAUAUCAACACUGCUCGUGCUAUUGCUAUGUCCUGUAGAAUAUUAGAACCAGGCGAGGACUUCUUAGCCAUGGAGGGAAAAGAAUUCAAUGAGAGAAUACGGGAUGAGAACGGUAAAGUUAGUCAAGCCAAACUUGAUGAAAUCUGGCCUCGACUGAGAGUACUUGCUCGUGCCCAACCAGCUGAUAAAUAUACUCUUGUGAAAGGUAUAAUCGACAGCAAGGCAACAGCUCAACGAGAAAUCGUUGCUGUCACUGGUGACGGAACGAAUGAUGGUCCUGCUUUGAAAAAGGCUGAUGUUGGAUUUGCCAUGGGUAUCGCUGGAACUGAUGUAGCUAAAGAAGCCUCUGAUAUCAUUCUGACUGAUGAUAACUUCACUUCCAUUGUUAAAGCUGUAAUGUGGGGAAGAAAUGUAUACGACUCCAUUUCUAAAUUCCUUCAAUUCCAAUUGACGGUUAACGUAGUAGCUGUCAUUACCGCUUUCGUUGGUGCUGUUACUGUCUCUGAUUCCCCUCUCAAAGCUGUGCAUAUGUUAUGGAUCAAUCUCAUUAUGGACACAUUAGCUUCUUUAGCUUUGGCGACUGAGGUUCCUACAGAAGAGCUCCUUAACCGCAAACCAUACGGAAGGAAGAAAUCUCUGAUCUCACGUACAAUGGUAAAAAAUAUUAUGGGUCACGCUAUAUACCAGAUGUUCAUUCUGUUCACAAUUUUCUACUAUGGAGAUCGUUUGUUCGGAAUCAAAUCUGGUUUAAAUGCACCACUCUUUGCUCCGCCAACCCAGCAUUUCACGCUCGUCUUCAAUGCAUUUGUCAUGAUGACGUUGUUCAACGAGAUCAACGCCAGAAAAGUUCAUGGGGAGCGAAACGUCUUCAAGGGCUUGGCUAGCAAUCGGGUGUUCUGUGUGAUCUGGAUCUCUACUUUCAUUGGACAAAUUGUUAUAGUUCAAUUCGGAGGUGAAUGGUUCUCAACUGCUCCGCUCACUUUGACUCAAUGGAUUGUCUGUUUGGUACUUGGUUUCUCAGCAUUACCUUGGGGACAAGUUAUAAACACCAUUCCAAGCAAGAAACUUCCCAAAACUUGGAAAGUCGGAAAGGGAGAGAUUGCACCAUCUAAGAUUCAUAUCAAUGGUGACUAUAAUACACGCGCUCGUUCACGUGCUCUUCAAGUAAGACGGUCUGGUAAAUCACUGUGGGUCCGAGGAAUGUUCCUAUUAGGAAAUCAUCUGAAAGUGUUGCGUGCUUUCCAAACAAGAGAUUUAUCUAAAUUCGGUAAAACAGCCCCAACUAUGACUGCAGAGGAAGCCGCCAGAUGGAGAGCCAGUUACAGAAAGUACAGACACCAGAAACAUCAAGAGAAAAAAGCUGCUGCCGAACGGGCUGAAGUAGAGAAACAAUUACCUGCUGAAAUAAAAGAAAAGAAGAAAACUUUCAAGCAAAUCAAAAUGAGAGCUCGUGGCCGUUCCGUCGAAAAGAAGGUCCGUUUCAAUAUUCCAUCCGACAAUGAGCGCCUCCUGGAUCAUCCUUCGAUUGAUUCCAUCCAUUUUCAGGAGCGUAAACACAGAAAGCAUGAGACAAAGAUUAACAUGGAAGACGGAGAGGGACCCUCUUCCUCUUAA